Messenger RNA from Amphibalanus amphitrite, 1068 nucleotides. Its product is annotated as cuticle protein 19.8-like. The transcript has 2 exons. Lineage: Eukaryota; Metazoa; Arthropoda; Thecostraca; Balanomorpha; Balanidae. The record is from RefSeq and is a predicted model, not a curated record. Bases 546 to 896 code for a protein of 116 amino acids. Gene Ontology annotation, cellular component: extracellular matrix.
UUUGCUAUUCUGAUUCAGCCGUUUAUGUAAAUCUCGAGAGGGUAUGGAAAUCCAAGAUCCCGUGCGGUGCAUCGGUACAGCUAAGUUUAAAACGCUAAUAAAAUCCCAUUUCCCUCAUUAUUUAGGGAAAUAAUGAAGAAUCUCAAAACAAACUUUAUUCUAUGUCGACUAGAGUUUACAUACCCACACUUGCGGUAUGAAAUGUUAUGAAUUCAACAUCUACCGUAAAAAGGUACAUGCAUAAAAUGCUCAUCGCAUGUGCAGUUCAUGGUACUCGGCGGCGUUAUUUGAGAAGGCUGAAGCCUCAUUGCAGCAGUAAUUUCAAUGCACACUUCCUGGGGCAAGGCCGAUGUCUGGGUUUUACUGCCGCCUGCCGGGCACCACCCAGUAGUGAUUGGGCUGGUCACUGCCUGUGUGUCCAGUCAGUACCGUGAGAGUCUAGCGGAGUCCGGAGGUAUAUAAGUCGUGUGUGCCCUGCUGUCGACACCAGUCUCCCACAGCGGAUACAGCAGUAAAAAGCUUACCAAACAACCUCAGCCAGAAACAUGAAGGUCCUGCUCAUCUCUGCUCUGGUGGCGGUCGCCCUGGCGGCUCCCCAGAAGUACGCCCAGCAGCAGUACUCAGAUGCUCCGGCCAAGUACGCCUACGACUACAAGGUGCAGGACUCCAACUACGCCGUCGACUUUGGACAGAGCGAGUCGCGCGAUGGAGCCAACACGCAGGGCAGCUACUACGUGGCGCUGCCGGACGGCCGCGUGCAGCGCGUCACCUACAGCGUCAGCGGCGACGGCGGCUACGUGGCCGAGGUGACGUACGAGGGUGAGGCGCGCUACCCGGCGGCGUCUGCCAGCCAGCCGGCAUACCGUCCGGCCGGCAAGCAGCAGCCGUACAACUAGACGGCCGCCGGCGCCGCCUGCCGCCGACCGGGCUGCUCUCCCUCUCUCCUUUGGAGAGGGACAGACGCGCCGCGUCGGCCCAUUGUCAGAUGUCCCGUGUUUUUUGUAAUUGAUGAUGUGAAACCCAGUCAAUGUAUUUAUUUUGUCUUCGCCAAUACAUGUUCAAAACGCC